Molecule: messenger RNA, 718 nt
Organism: Fukomys damarensis (Damara mole-rat)
Lineage: Eukaryota; Metazoa; Chordata; Mammalia; Rodentia; Bathyergidae
Product: lysozyme C
Exons: 4
Coding region: 67-513 (148 amino acids)
Biological process (GO): defense response to Gram-positive bacterium; defense response to Gram-negative bacterium
Molecular function (GO): lysozyme activity
Source: RefSeq, a predicted model, not a curated record
UAAAACACUUUAAAUACUGUGGCUGACUUACCCUACACAGCCCAGCGGUCUGCCUCCCCAGUUGACAUGAAGGCUCUCCUUAUUCUGGGGCUUCUCCUCCUUUCUGUCACCACCCAUGGGAAGGUCUUUGAAAGGUGCGAGUUGGCCAGAACUCUGAAGAGAUUUGGAAUGGAUGGCUACUGGGGAAUCAGCCUGCCAAACUGGGUGUGUUUGGCCAAGUGGGAGAGUAGUUAUAACACACGAGCUACAGACUACAACCCUGGAGACAAAAGCACUGACUAUGGGAUAUUCCAGAUCAAUAGCCGCUACUGGUGCAAUGAUGGCAAAACCCCAAGAGCUGUUAAUGGUUGCGGUAUACCCUGCAGCGCCUUGUUGCAAGAUGACAUCACUCAAGCUGUGACUUGUGCAAAGAGGGUUGUGACAGACCCACAAGGCAUUAGAGCGUGGGAGGGAUGGAGAAAUCAUUGUCAACACCGUGAUCUCACUCAGUACGUGCGUGACUGUGGAGUGUAACUGCAAAUUUUUCCUUCUUGAGCUCAUGUUGUCUCUUUUUCAUGUGAAGGGAGUGAUAGUUAAGCGAAAGGUAACAGCACCGUUGUUUCCCUUCAAAUAAAAAGAAUCUUUACAGCAGCAAAAGCAAAAUAUAUCCUUUCUUCUCAGAGCCUUGAUGUUCAUUAAUGUGUUUGUCAUUUGAUAUUAACAUUUUUCAGUUUGCUAA